AUCAUUUAACGCCGAUUUGCUCGGGCUUUUACGCGCGGAGCUCCCGGUGCUGGUGUCGCAUUGUUACGUUGACGUGUUGCCUUUGUUUCCCGCUGGACUAUCACCGUUAAAAUGCUUCUAACUAUACAGUAUUAUUCCGGUUAUUCUAAAGCGGAUCCUGAGCGAUGCGGUUCAGAUACAGUCAUGUUUACACUUUACCGGAGACCGGAGCGUGUGCGUCUCUGCGCGUGUGCGUGCCUACAUGAGAGCGGGGGUGUCCGCGGAAAUGACAGCGACUUUUCUUUUUUUAAGAUAGCGAAGAAUCUCGAAGAGGUCAAAAACCUGUAGCGUCGGAAGAAGAGAGAACCGGCACGGAGGUGUGAAUGGCUUCUCUGUGUGGAGAGAAAAGAGGAAAAAGAGUGGAGCACAGCUGUCGAUCUGUUGGGAUGUAAAGAAGAAAAAAGAAGAGGGAAAUGUUCAUAAUGAUAAUAAGAGGAAAAAUGGUUGAACUUGAUGUGACGACGAUGCCAGGCACGAGAGGCGGAUCCGCGAGCUACAGCGGACCACACACAAGACCCCUUCUGCCAGGAGAGAGAGGGCAAGGAACAGAGACAGACAGACAGAGGAGAAGAAAAAGAAGACGUCUUGGAAGACACCCCUUCCCCCCUCCCUCACACGCACACCCUCCUCACACACACACAUAAACAGUCAUACAUACACCUCCCCUUCCCACCCAUCAGCAAGCUAUUUUUUACACCCCACAAGUAUCCCACCAUAAGAAAAAAACUUUUUUCUUCCUCAUUGGAAAGAAGAAAAUCCCUCCAAAGAAAGUCCAACAAACCAGUCAGAGAUCCCUCACGACGCAGAAGAAGAUGGCACAGAGGUCGCUGAAAGUGGUGGCGUCUAAGUUCUUAGGAGCUUUCUGGAAGCCGACUCCUUCCAUCAAAACAUCAGAAAAUAAGAGGAAAUCUUUCGGUCAGAUUGCAGGAGACCGUUGGAGAGAUACCGUCACGUGACCCCCGGUACCAAAUGGUCUUCCGGCAGUGGCUCUCAACAAGGACCGGAGCACAAGAAGACGCCGCCACUUCUCUCAGAAAUGCAGAAGACAACAUACUACGACAACUCCUCUGCGCUUUUCGGUGGCUACUCGUCCUACCAGGUGCAGGGGGCGGCAGCGGCGGCAGCAGCAGCCGCCAACGGCUUUGGAGGCUACGAUGCACCGGUCCCAGUGUCCCACCACCAGCCGGCCUUCCAGUCUGCAACCCAUCUGGAUGUGGAUUCGUACCAGCGCUCGGCCUGCUCUUUACAGUCACUGGGCAGUAACAGUGGCCACCAGCAGCAGCAGCUAGCCAAGACCAAGGAGCUGAAUGGCAGCUGCAUGCGGCCCAGUCUGCCGCCUGAGCACCACCCUGGCUCCCAGGUGUCCCCUCCACUGCCCCCCAAUCCCAGCAAUGGUAAUUCUGGGGCUCAGCAGCCGGGGGGCAGUGCUGGGGCCUCCUCGGUCUCUAAAUCAGGCCCCAAUAAGUCGUCUAAUUCUUCCUCCUCUACAUCGUCCUCCACAUCGUCCUCCUCCUCACUACCCCCCAACCCAACUAUGGCAAAGCAGAUCUUUCCCUGGAUGAAAGAGUGUCGACAGACGACCAAGCAGAAAAACUGUUCGCCCAGCAACAACUCUGGAAAUGCAUCAGGAGGAGCAGAGAGUGGCAGCAGUGGGGAGAAGAGUCCUACUGGUGGGUCUUCAGCGUCAUCAAAGCGGGCUCGUACAGCGUACACCAGUGCCCAGCUGGUUGAGCUGGAGAAAGAGUUCCACUUCAACCGGUACCUGUGUCGGCCGCGGCGUGUGGAGAUGGCCAACCUGCUCAACCUGUCCGAACGUCAGAUCAAGAUCUGGUUCCAGAACCGACGCAUGAAGUACAAGAAGGACCAGAAGUCCAAGGGCCUGAGCUCCAGUUCUGGAGGGCCCUCCCCUACUGGCUCCCCACCCCUCACCAUGCAGUCCUCCGCCAGCUUCCUUAACUCAAUGCACCCUAUGGGAGGGGGAGGCGGGGGUGGAGGGGCAGGCUACGAUGUCCCAUCUCCGCCAUCCUUUGGCAAGCCCCACCAGGGAGUGUCUUACUCCAUGUCCACUGCCUACUCCAAUGUCUCUAUGAAGGGCUGCCCCCCCCAACAGAAGUAUGGUGCCCCAGACCCGGACUAUGGCGACCCCCAUCCUCACCAUGGCCUGGUGCAGGCCAACAACGCUGGCUACGGGACUCCCACCAACAUGCAGGCUAGUCCAGUCUAUGUGGGGGGUGGCAGCUAUGUGGAACCCAUGCCUGGCUCGGGGCCCUCCAUGUAUGGGCUAAACCACCUCGGCCCCACGCCACCCCACCACCAAACCAUGGACUACAAUGGCGCGGGGCCUAUGUCGGCAGCCAACCAGCACCAUGUGGGCGGAGGGGGUCCUCAGGGUCCCUGUGACCCGCCCACACACCCGACGUACACCGAGCUGUCGGCGCACCACACCUCGACUCAGGGCAGAAUCCAGGAAGCACCCAAGCUCACUCACCUGUAGCAGGUUUGGAACAAAAUGACAACGUAGGAAAUAGUGAAGACAACACAGAACACGUAACACGACGUGACUCACUAACAGACUAACUAACAUGGGGACUUUACUGCUGCAACGGGGUGGCAGGAGACACAAAAGGGGACAGACGGGAGCCAUCCGGUGAUUUGUCCUGUGCUCCACAGCCACAAUGGGGAGCGAUCAGUGUUUGGUGUUGUCCAGCCCCACCCUGUUUCCACUGCCUUCUGAUUAGGGCUAGAGCUUCCACUGUUGCCUUUGAAGUGCAGUUCAUUUAGUUUAAAAAAGACAAAAGUUAUGCCCAUUAUCAAGUAGCAAUGAUGCACGCAAACCAUUUGUGUUGCCAAAAAGUCAAUAAGAGGCACAUAUCUACAGUGUAAAAGCACUGAAAUUAAUGGAAGUUACCAAAAUAUGUCCAAGAACUUUUUAAGCUGGGACCAAACGUACUCUCUGUUAUGAACACUUGCAUGAGGAAAAUACAUUUUAAAGCAUUCAACAGUGCAUUGUUAGUUUUUAAAUUUAACUUACAUAUUCAAAACUGCUUAAGGGUUUAGAGUAUGUUAUCAGUGAUUUAUUUUAUAUUCUAGUAGUCUUGGUUUCACAUUUAUCAUGAACCUUUUUAGAGCAAUUUACACUCAGUGAAGCAUAUUGUAGGCGUGGGAGAAGAAGUGUACAGUCAAUUGUCUCCCACGUUCCCCUGGGGACAAUAAAUGUCAGGAUGCUCGUCUCGUGGCACUGGUGCAGAGACAUAUCGGCAGCUGUAUGGCAUAACAGGAUCUAUGGUGAGCACCAUUGUUUCAUUAGGCAGAUAAUCUACUGCACAGUCAAUCAGAAAACUGCAAUACUGUACUCAAACAAAGCAGAUGUCAGUUUUGUAUUAAAUAUAUUUCUCAAAAACAAAACAAAAAAUCUGAAAGGACAGAAAAAUCUUUCUGUAUGAUGCAUGGGUGUCAAAAUCAGGGGGACAGAGGGGACACACCCCCCUCAAUAUUUAGAACAUUUGCAUUUGCAAAAAAAACAUAGACAUAGUUUUUAUUUUGACAAAAUUCAGGAAUUUUAACCAUAAAUUGAUGAAGAGAAGGCACAAAUUGGUGCAUAUAAAGUCACCAGAAUGCAGGAGUUUGCUAAAUAUUUUAUGGUUGAGGACUCCCACACUCCCUGUAUCAUAGACCUAUGUCUCCCCCACCUAAUGUUGAAACGUAACCUAUGCCCUUAGUAAAAUGUGUUUAAGUUACUCAGCAAAAAUAACUGCAAAACAGUUUUUGUGUGGGUGGAGCAAAUUGCAGCAGUAGCUCAGCUAGCAUGUUGUUAGAGGUAGUAUGUGGUUUAAAAUUGUACUUUGAUAAUAAAAUCUCCCCCCUAAGACACGCAUAUAUACAAACAGCUCUCCCGCCUGGUAAAUGAAAUAGUUGAGAUUUUAAUGGGCAGUUAACGAGGUGGUUAGAUUUAUGACGCUGAGCUCUCUCCCCCUCUAGGCAACACAUGUUGUUGUCAGCUGAGCUGAGCUAUGUGGAGGGCUCUGCCUCUCCAUCAGCCAGAGAGAGAGAACAGAAAUAUAUGGCUGAAGCUGGCAGCACUCGUCUUCCUCCGUUCCCCUCAUUCGACAAAGCACGUAAAAGCCACUGGAUGGUCCUCCCUUUGCUGUCCCUUUUUGCCUCCUGCUGUACCUGUCUCUGUCCGUCCAGACUGAAUCACUACUAACCCACCAUCUCCUGUCUGUGGCAGCAGCACAUGGCUUCUGAAGAAGGCAAAAAUUUCCCACAAUCCGCCACAGACUGCCCCCCCAACACGCACACAUCCAUCACUACACAUGCACUCACCACCCCUCCCAUCAAUCUAACAGGGUUUAAGAAGCUAUGAGCUCAAAGGCUAAACUAGCUCCCAUAGACACACAUCUGUGCUAAGCUACGCUAGUUAAUCACAACUCCAUACACACACACACACACACACACACACACACACACACACAGCAAUGCUAAGCUAGCUUCCUUCCGUUGACACACAUUCACAGCCAGGUUCGGCCAGCUGUUGACAUCUUUAAACAAACAGGAGAGGACAUGGAAGAGAAAUUUUUAAUAUUCUUAUUUUAGCACAUCAUCGACACAGGGUAAAUAAUAAGAGUGGAGAACACUAUUUAUUUAUGUUUGGGUAAGUCAUUGCCCUCUCUCUCUCUCUCUCUCUCUCUCUCUCUCUCUCUCUCUCUCUGUCUCUCUGUUUAUCACUUUGGAAGGGUUCACUUACAUUAGCGGACACCAAUGCGUAAAAGUCCACAUUUUAUAUUGUUUUGUUUUGUUCUCACAUAUCUUGACUUUUAACGUGGAUACAGGGUAUAUAUUUGAACAAAAAUGCAUGUCCCAGAAAUGUGGGCUGAUGUGUAUCACAUAUUUUUAAAACAACUUGAUUUAUUUGUCUGAACUGUCAGUGAGGGGAGUUUGGGACAACAUGCACAUCAGACUGUUACAGCUGGGGUUCAAACCAGAACACAAGCUGUGUGUGGUUGACCGCACUUCACUCUCUACUGUUCUGGAAAUAAAUCCUCUGAUUGUUUUUUAAAAGUGCAGAUUUACACAAAUGCUUUUCACAUCUGGACAUCAUUGUUGCACUUAGAGUUUACAUUUUGAUGGUUAAAGGUAAAAAAUAAUAAUAAUAAAAUCUUAUUUUGAAGACGGAAGGCCCUCCAAUCAAAGCGUCUUUCGCCAAUGUGUGUUCAAGUGAACAUUCAUAUAUAAAUAUUUAUUUGUUAUAGCCAGUUUAAAAAGACUUUCUGUUUUGUAUUAUUAUUAUUUAUCCUUCAUGUAUUUAUAUCGAGGAAAAAAUACUGUACUUUUUUAGUAUUUACCUGUUAUGAAAGAAAAAAAAAACAUUGUGUUUCUUCUUGUCCAUUGUACUGAAGUUACAUUUUUUUAGUUGUUGUAUUUUAGAAGAAAAUAAGUAGUUUUUAUGUUCCUAUAAUGACCCUUGUACAUACAUGUCUUGGCUUGUACAGGGAAAAGGGCAAGGAUGGGGAUUGGUGACCCGUCCGUGCAUAGUCGGAAAAUUUAGACAAACUAUUAGCUGGAAAAAAGAACGAGUCUUUUUUGGAGAAAAACAACUUCUUUCUUUGUCCUUUGUAGCUCCUUUUCUUUCAUUGUUGAGAGAGUUGUCUGUCGAGCAAUUCUUUAAUAA
This is a messenger RNA of Epinephelus fuscoguttatus (brown-marbled grouper), 5707 nucleotides long. RefSeq names its product homeobox B3a (gene hoxb3a). Gene Ontology annotation, cellular component: nucleus. Gene Ontology annotation, molecular function: RNA polymerase II cis-regulatory region sequence-specific DNA binding; DNA-binding transcription factor activity, RNA polymerase II-specific. Bases 1076 to 2533 code for a protein of 485 amino acids. The record is from RefSeq and is a predicted model, not a curated record. Lineage: Eukaryota; Metazoa; Chordata; Actinopteri; Perciformes; Serranidae. The transcript has 5 exons. Gene Ontology annotation, biological process: regulation of transcription by RNA polymerase II.